This is a messenger RNA of Gigantopelta aegis, 1803 nucleotides long. RefSeq names its product putative zinc finger protein 702. Gene Ontology annotation, molecular function: DNA-binding transcription factor activity; RNA polymerase II cis-regulatory region sequence-specific DNA binding. Gene Ontology annotation, biological process: regulation of transcription by RNA polymerase II. Lineage: Eukaryota; Metazoa; Mollusca; Gastropoda; Neomphalida; Peltospiridae. Bases 934 to 1434 code for a protein of 166 amino acids. The record is from RefSeq and is a predicted model, not a curated record. The transcript is spliced from 3 exons.
UAAGAGAAGCCUUUAGUGGGUGCUUGAUGUUGUAAUGUAAGAUACAUACUAUACCUUGUGACUUGGAAAAUAAAAAAAGGCCCCAAAGAAGGUUUAAUUGCAUAAUGUAGACUGGAAGAUGUGGCAGUGGAUGGAUGCUGUGAUAACGGGAUAUUCCACGAUCGAUUGGUCUCUCCCGAUUAUUAGAUUAAAACUGAACAAGUUGUUAAUAAGUACAUUAUUUUAAUUUAAACUGGAGAGCUUUCUCCUCUCUCUUUCAGUCUCUCUCUCUCUCUCUCUCUCUCUCUCUCUUCCCUACCUUCGUCUUUCUCUCCCUCCACCUUUCCCCCCGUCUCUCUCUCUCACUUGACAUCUAAUAGCCAAUGAUUAAUAAAUCAAUCUGCACUAGUGGUGUCGCCAAACAAAGCAAUCUCUCUCUCGCUCGCUCACUCACUCUCAGCCUUCCUUUCACUUAUUGCAACAUAAUGCAUUUUCAUAAAUUCUGAUGCAGAACCAUUCAUGUCUUGGCUUACAAAGAUGGUGGUCUAGUGUUUGGGACUAUUUUAUUUUCUCAGCCUUUAUCUAAAGAACAGGAAAAACAAUACAAUUAGAUCAGGCCCGUUGCAUGCAUUGUUGGAGAGUAUCGUGUUUUAAGAAUGGACAACAUUUUUGUAGAUACAUGCUUUAUCACACAAGCCCCUCUGUUGAGUGAUUAGAUGUCUGUAUACUUGAUAUAUUAUAAUAUUAUGGUUCCAAAAUUGUGGCAAAUAUUUAAUAAAUAUUACUUGGUACAUUUUAUGACUGGUACAGUAUGAAAAGUUCAAAUAUCCUGUAAACAUGUGACUGUGACUUGGUUGAACUGGCAUCAUAAGUAAGGGGAGGUGGGGUUUCAGGGGGUCAUCUGACCCCCAGCCAUCGCUGGAGCAAAUCUUCACAUUCAGGAAAAAACUAUGGAUGUGUUCGGACAAAAUGAGCUGCCCUGAAAACUUUCACCAGGUAUCCCUGGAACCUUGUAAGCUAUCGCCGCCCGACGUAGUAAUUCUAGAAGACACACAGUCCUUCAUGCUAGCCGGCGAGGCGCAGACAAUCGUACAAGAAGAACACGGCAAUUGUUUGAAAUGCAAGAAAUGUUCCUGUGUCUUUAUGACUCGCUGGGAACUCAAACAGCACGCGCGGAUGCACCACCGAGAGACGUGUUACUGCAACAUCUGUGGUCGGAGGUUUGAUUACAAGCGCUCGCUGCGAGAACACAUGCUGAAUCACGAGGGGAAGAGAAAGUUUCCCUGUCCGUACAACACAUGUGGAAAGAGCUUCGCCAGAAAGGCUCACAUGUUGGAUCAUCUGAAUGGCCACUCCGGGAUCAAGCCGUACACGUGUGACAGGUGCCACAAACAGUUCGGAGGAAAGUACACGUUCCUUGGCCACGUCAAGCAGUGUAAGAAAGGUGGACAUUAAAAACAAAAAAUGUGUGUGGUGUCUACAAAAUGUGCUUGUUCCGUGGUAUGAGAUAUUGCAGAGUGAAUUUCACGAGGUCUCUUUGGACUUGUGAUUGAGGUCAGCAGAUGUUAUGGAGAUGGAAGUCUUCAGAUUGCCUUUCAAAAACCGAUUGCCAUUCAGAAACAGUCUUUAGAUGUUUGAGUUUCAAAGAGGAGUUUAAGAAGAAGGAAAAAAGUAUCGUCUCAUUUUAAGGUUUCGAAAGACCGAGGCUACUUUCGCAAGAUGUAUUCCCCUUCGGCCCUGCAUGAUGCCUACUUGGCCAUCAGGGACGAAGGCAUGUCGAUCCGGGCAGCUGGGCGCAGAUUCAAUGUACCUGAGGCUACUGUC